ACGAAAGUAGAUGUCAGCAGGAUACAGAGCACCUGUUUUGACUUUUGUUAGACUGGUAAUGGUGUUGCCUGUCUCUAUCCUGUCGCGCAUAUCAGGCAGUCAAGGCCAGUAUACUGUUUUGUAUGACUUAUCGCCUUUGUCUACUAAUGGAAACUACUGACGACAUUUGUAAAAUAUUCCAUAGCUACAACUUUGAGGCUGAUAGCGAUUUUCAAUCUGGAAUUCAAACUAUAUUCCAACAAUGUGAAAAGACGACAGAAAAAUUACUUCAAGCUCAGUUGUUCUAUUUCUCUAAGAAAUAUGGGAAGAUUACAGACGUUGAUUAUAGAGGAUGGCUGAAAGAUAAUAACCUGGAGAAUCAGAUAGGUGUAAACAAAGAUCAGAACCCAAUUGAAGAGAGUAAAAUACACAUAGAAAAGGAACAAUCUAAAGCAAGUACUGAAAAGUCACCUAGAUCAAAUGUUUGUGAAGCAGGCGAUAUGGGCACAGAUGGAACUAACGCAUUAAACAACUUGGAAACUGUUGAUUCUUGCCAACAAUUAAUCUCUCAAAUAGUGCUGUCAGAGAAAGAUGAUGAAAUCAAGACAGUUUUGUCUGAAAAAGAAACUGAUGAGAUGCCAAUAGCUAGCUUUGGUCAGGUGGUGGAAAUGAUAUCUAAGGGCCUACCCUUACCUGGUGUUACUGAAUUGGAUAUAAAACCAUUGGACAUUGAACCAACAGUGACCAGAAUGGAGCGGAGGCUCAAACCCUGGGAACAGGGAUAACUUGGAGACAGAAGGGGA
Molecule: messenger RNA, 782 nt
Organism: Saccostrea echinata
Lineage: Eukaryota; Metazoa; Mollusca; Bivalvia; Ostreida; Ostreidae
Exons: 3
Coding region: 123-764 (213 amino acids)
Source: RefSeq, a predicted model, not a curated record